This is a messenger RNA of Strongylus vulgaris, 530 nucleotides long. The record is from the annotation of a GenBank genome assembly. Lineage: Eukaryota; Metazoa; Nematoda; Chromadorea; Rhabditida; Strongylidae.
AUGACCGGCGAAACCGCCAAAACCCCUCCGGUAAAAGCGGAUGCGACAACUGCGCAGAUAGAUGAGAAAGCGAAGUUUGCCGUACCGGAGUGGGCCACACGACCGCCUGCAGGGUCACAUCUGGACGUGUGCAAGGGCGAUCAGCUUAUUCAGAAGCUGAUGAUUGACGAAAAGCCGGCAUACUACUUUGGCCGCAACCCGAAACAAGUGGAUUUUGCUGUAGAACAUGCCUCAUGCUCACGAGUACAUGCUCUACUUAUGUACCAUGGCGUAUUAAAACGAUUCGCCCUUGUAGAUAUGGAAAGUAGUCAUGGUACUUUUCUCGGAAAUAUACGAUUGGAACCGCUUAAGGUUGUAUUUGUCGACAUCGGCGUACCUUUCCAUUUCGGAGCAUCAACUAGAAGGUUGGAAAGUGUCUUACCUUCACCUGAUUUUAUGAAUUUUUUCCAUUUGGUACGUAAUCGAGCAGAAUGGCGCGUUAAUAGUCAAGCACAGUAUUCUUCAAAUUCUAAGCAAUGCAAAAAUUAAGA